Messenger RNA from Endocarpon pusillum Z07020, 1062 nucleotides. RefSeq lists its product as uncharacterized. The record is from RefSeq and is a predicted model, not a curated record. The transcript has a single exon. Lineage: Eukaryota; Fungi; Ascomycota; Eurotiomycetes; Verrucariales; Verrucariaceae. Bases 1 to 1062 code for a protein of 353 amino acids.
AUGCCUGAUCCGAAGGACGUCGAUGCUGCCAUGGAGGAUGAUUACGACGAAGAAGCUGACAGUGAUUUCGACGUCGAGAAUGCAUGCAGUGAGAUCAGCUCCUCAUCAUCUGAAGAAGACGACAAGCAAGCUCCUACAGUUAGACGAAGUCGAGGGAGACUACAGCGACAAAGGGAGAGGAAAGAAGGUUCACGGCCAGAGCCGCUUGGAUUGGACUCUGGAGACGAAGCUACAAUACGUGAGCGAGAUCGAACGAAGAGAAAGCAGAAGCAGAAAGGUGAGGAUGACCAAGACGAAAACAGUGAUGGAGAGGAGCAAGGCUGGAGAGCUAGGACUCGCGCGAUGCGGGAAAAGGACCAGCUCGAGAAGAGGAAAUCUAAGCUGGCAAGCGUAAAGGGAAGCACUAUCGACGUGGACCAACUGUGGGAAGCUAUGAACAAGCCCGGGGGGCUAGAUGGCCUCCCCCAACCAGCAGCACCAGCAGCCCCUGUCUUGGACAGUGAUUCAGGUCUCCUUGUAGAGCAGAAAGAGAACAUUCAAUCGUCUCAUGCGCAGUCCGCAGGACCUCCCAGUGGUAUAGCAUGUCAAAAUCGAAUGUCGCAGGACGGACUCAACGAAAUGGUCACUAUUGACGAGACCUAUGAGUUUGCUGGAGAAGUCCAUAAACGCAAGAAGACAGUUCCUAGAUCAUCGGCUGAGGCAACGCAGUGGCUGGCUCAAAGGUUGGUCCAGAACAUGGACCCUAGGUUUCCCGGUAAUGAGCCCGUCCGAAGACCGCUCCGCAAGAUCUCGCGUUUCGAUCCUAACCUCAACAAUAUGGAUUUGUUCAAGAAGAGUUGGGCAAGGUCUCUGGCGGAUGGGAAAGAGACUAAAAUACAGAAGCUCAAUACUGUGGAGAAGAGUAAGAUGGACUGGGCGGCUCAUGUUGAUCAAGAAGGCCUGCAGGACGAGUUAGCCGAACAUGCCAAAGCUAAGGGUGGCUACUUGGGCAGAAUGGAUUUCCUUGGACAGGUUGAGCAGAGAAAGGAGGAAGAAGCGCGGAGGAUGCGGGUGAAAGGCUGA